This is a messenger RNA of Andrographis paniculata, 860 nucleotides long. Its product is annotated as thaumatin-like protein. Gene Ontology annotation, cellular component: extracellular region. The record is from RefSeq and is a predicted model, not a curated record. The coding region runs from base 31 to 702 and encodes 223 amino acids. Gene Ontology annotation, biological process: defense response. The transcript has a single exon. Lineage: Eukaryota; Viridiplantae; Streptophyta; Magnoliopsida; Lamiales; Acanthaceae.
UGCCAUAAUAUUUCUUCACACCCUCCAACCAUGAUUUCUCAUCUCAUCUUCCUCACCACGGCACUCACCGCCAUCUCCGCCGCCACCGCCGCCACAUUCACCAUCCGAAACAAUUGCCCCUACACACUCUGGCCAGCCGCCGUCCCCGGCGGCGGCCGCCCCCUCAACCACGGCGAGACCUGGAUCAUCAACGUCGCCGCCGGCACCGCCGCGGCCCGAAUAUGGGCCCGAACCGGCUGCUCCUUCGACCCGUCCGGUCGAGGUCGGUGCCAGACCGGCGACUGCGGCGGCGUCCUCGAUUGCCGAUCCUACGGCCAGGCCCCCAACACCCUCGCCGAAUACGCCCUGAACCAAUUCAACAACCUCGAUUUCUUCGACAUCUCCUUGGUCGACGGUUUCAAUGUCCCCAUGGACUUCAGCCCCAGCUCCGGCGGCUGCAGCCGCGGAAUCAGGUGCGCCGCCGACAUCAACGGCCGGUGUCCGGCGCAGCUCCGGGCUCCCGGCGGAUGCAAUAAUCCUUGCACCGUUUACAAGACCGAACCGUACUGCUGCGUCGGCCGCCCCCAGGACUGCCGGCCGACGGAUUUGUCGAGGUUUUUUAAAGGUCUGUGUCCCGACGCUUACAGUUACCCUAAGGAUGAUCAGACCAGCACUUUCACUUGCCCUGGAGGAACCAAUUACAGAGUCGUUUUCUGCCCUUGAUCUCGCCCCGCCCUAUAUGGACGGUCCAGAUUUGUUACGGAGGAUUGAUAUAAUGUUGUGGUUAAUAAUUAACAAAAUUAAAUAAGAGUGUUUUUAUGUUAUAGUAGUAUAUAAAAAAAUAUAUUAAAAAUAUAAAAAUUAAUAUUUUGUAUUAAAUU